Messenger RNA from Lindgomyces ingoldianus, 2531 nucleotides. RefSeq names its product sorting nexin mvp1. The record is from RefSeq and is a predicted model, not a curated record. NCBI's taxonomy places the organism in Eukaryota, Fungi, Ascomycota, Dothideomycetes, Pleosporales, Lindgomycetaceae. The transcript is spliced from 5 exons. The coding region runs from base 151 to 2319 and encodes 722 amino acids. Gene Ontology annotation, biological process: retrograde transport, endosome to Golgi; protein targeting to vacuole. Gene Ontology annotation, cellular component: endosome. Gene Ontology annotation, molecular function: phosphatidylinositol-3-phosphate binding.
GCCGUAUAUCAUAGCUCGAGUUACGACCAUGACCUCGUCACCUUGACCUCAGUCUGUUGGGACCUCGAACGUUACAGGCAUCCAUCUACAAGCCGUGAAAUACUCGAACCUCCUUUGUGAAGUUCAUAUUCUCCACUCCCCGCAGUAGCAAUGUCUCUGUUUGGCGAUGACGACCUACCCUCGCGGCCAAAACAAUCGGCCCUCUUCGACGACGACCCAAAGCCCGCGUCUAGGUCGGGCAAUAGUCUUUUCGCUGACGACUUCCAUGGCGAUGAUUCCCCGUGGGGCUUCCCGACGCCCAAGAAGGCGGCCCGCGGUUCACUAGUUAGGUCGUUGCUUCCUGCUUCGGACGUACCUGAUGCUUACAUCGACGCUUUCGAUGCCAUACUCGACUCUGGCAAUCGCGCGGGUAAUGGAAUAAGCACAGAGGGAGUCAAGAAGUUGCUGCAAGAUAGUGGGAUAUCGGGGGAGUCCCAGUCGAAGAUAUUGGGCAUUGUUUCGCAGCCCGGACAGGAAAGCGCGGGACUGGGAAGGAACGAGUUUAAUGUGCUUUUUGCUUUGGUGGGGCUAGCGCAGGAAGGCGACGAUAUUACACUUGACAGCGUUGAUGAGAGGAAGAGGAAUCUACCCGUGCCGUUGAUAUCACUCCCCAGGCCAACGAUACAGGGCUCCAAGGUGAAUGAGGCACCUGCUCCAGCUAAUAGCCUACCGCCACCGACUCCCCCGCCUCAGCAGCAACCCCAGUCCCAGCCGGCAGUUACACCGAACAAGUCGCGUGCCAUGCGGAAACAGUCUUUCCCGGAUCCCGAGGUGGAUCCUUGGAAUAGCCCGGACUUGCAUCGGGGUCAUAAUCAUACAACCUAUACUUCUGUUCCGCCGCAGACGAAUGGCAUCAGUGUCCCGGCGACUAGGAGGACGACAAGCCAAUUUACCACCACCUCUGAGUCUACUACCACUACCUCGAACAACCCGCCAAACCGCCAAGACCAGCAGUCAAACUCCCUUCCGAGCGAAGGAGGCUGGGGUGGAUAUAAUGGCGGAUCUGGGGAAGGCUUCUCUGGCUCAGGAAUUGGUGGAGAAGGCUUUGGUCCUCCUACGGGCGGAGAAGGCGGUCCCAGCAAUCCCAUUGGCAUUAGCAGAUCCCUCGGUGGAGGUCGCAUCGCCUCAACUGGGGUGGAAGAGGUCAUUGUAAUAACCGCCAUUGCCGAAAAAGAAGGAAUGUUCAUGUUCCAGCACCGGAAUUACGAAGUCUCAUCCGCUCGCCGCAGCAGCAAAGUCAUCCGUCGAUACUCCGAUUUCGUGUGGUUAUUAGAUUGUCUGCACAAGCGAUAUCCAUUUCGGCAGCUGCCUUUGCUGCCGCCGAAGAGGGUUGCCAUCAAUGGUAAUUAUUUAGCUGCGGAUGCGAGUUUCGUGGAGAAGAGGAGACGAGGUCUGACCAGGUUCGCGAAUGCCCUUGUUAGGCACCCCGUGUUGAGUCAGGAGCAAUUGGUGGUUAUGUUCUUGACUGUGCCCACUGAAUUGGCCGUCUGGCGGAAACAAGCCACUAUCUCCGUCCAAGAAGAAUUCUCCGGCAAACCACUCCCACCGGAUCUUGAGGAUUCUCUGCCAAAAACCCUGCCAGACCUCUUUGACACAGUCCGCUCUGGUGUCCGUCGCUCGGCAGAAGUCUACAUCAACCUUUGUAACAUGGUGGAGCGUCUAACUAAACGCAACGAAGGCAUGGCCGCAGAAUAUCUCCGUGUCUCAACCGCCCUACAAUCCCUCACCGAAGUCUCCAAAGACACGUACGCCUGUGACACCAACGACGUUCCGCUUUUAAAUGAAGGCCUCGCUUCUACAGCAAAGCAUCUAGAUCAGUCUCGGAAUUUGCUCGAAGAUGAAGCGAGGGGGACGGAGGAAGGUGUUCUAGAGGAUCUAAAGAGGCAGAGGGAUUCUCUGGUUAGUAUGAGGGACUUGUUCGAUCGACGGGAUAAGUAUGCGAAAGAUAAUAUUCCGUAUUUGGAGAAGAGGAUUGCAACGAAUGAGGCGAAAUUGCAGGCUAUUAGGAGUAAGCCCGCCGAACAAAUGAGGCCGAAUGAGGCGGAAAAGGUGGAGGAGGCGAUAUUUAGGGAUAAGGAGUCUAUCGUCCAGCAACACGCGAGAGGAGUGUUCAUCAAAGAGUGUAUUCGAGAUGAAUUGCUAUUCUUCCAGCAGAGUCAGUACCAUGUUAGUCGACUGCAUCAAGAUUGGAGCCAAGAAAGGGUCAAGUAUGCAGAAUUACAGGCGGAUAAUUGGAGGGCGUUGAGCGAGGAGGUUGAGGGAAUGCCAUUGGGCGAUUGAAAGGCUAUUGGAGGGGAUGCUGAAGUGAUCCGGUUGUGAAGUUGUACGCGAAACGAAGACGACAAGACGUAUCAUCUCCCGGUUCUGUGGGUUGUAAUUUGUAUAUUGUCUCUGGGUAGGUCUCGUACAUAUUCGAGCGCGCAGUUUUUGUCCUUCCACAAUUACGCAAGUAGUAUCUGUUACAGUAAUGGCACUUCGGUGUUUGAAUUCUG